Messenger RNA from Mesocricetus auratus (golden hamster), 960 nucleotides. RefSeq names its product olfactory receptor 15-like. Gene Ontology annotation, cellular component: membrane. Gene Ontology annotation, molecular function: olfactory receptor activity; G protein-coupled receptor activity. Gene Ontology annotation, biological process: G protein-coupled receptor signaling pathway. The record is from RefSeq and is a predicted model, not a curated record. Lineage: Eukaryota; Metazoa; Chordata; Mammalia; Rodentia; Cricetidae. Bases 1 to 960 code for a protein of 319 amino acids. The transcript has a single exon.
AUGCAAGUGACCAUGAAAGAUCAGAAUGUGAGUUUCCCAGGCACAUUUGUUUUGAUGGGCUUCUCUGAUCUCCCGUGGCUGGAGAUCCCCCUCUUUGGAGUGCUUCUGGUCUCCUACAUCUUCACCCUGAUAGGAAACAGCUCCAUUGUCUUUCUCUCCAUGGUGGAACCUAGACUCCAAACACCCAUGUACUUCUUCCUAGACAACCUUUCUAUGCUGGACCUCUGUACCACGUAUACCAUUGUCCCGCAGCUGCUAGUCAAUCUCUGGAGCCCAGAAAAGGCAAUUGCCUCCUGGAGCUGCAUGACCCAGGCCUACCUCUUCCACUGGACCAGCUGCACAGAAUGUGCCCUGCUGGCAGUCAUGGCUUUUGAUCGCUAUGUGGCCGUCUGCUGUCCCCUCCAGUAUGUUCUAGUCAUGCACCUCUGGGCAUGUGUGUGGCUGGCAGCUGUGUGCUGGGCCAGUGGCCUGGCCAAUUCUCUGGUUCAGGCUACACUCACCCUCUACCUUACCUUUUGUGCAAAAAAUACACUAGAUCACUUCUUCUGUGAGGUCCCCGCCUUGAUUAAACUGGCCUGCGGUGACACCACUACAAAUGACUUGUCCCUAUCCUUGGGAGCUAUUCCUUUUGGAGUAGUGUCUCCUCUGACCGUGCUCAUCUCCUACACCUUCAUUGCUAGGGCUGUGCUGAAGUUACCUUCAGCCGAGGGAAGGCGCAAGGCAUUCAGCACAUGCAGCUCCCACUUGCUAGUUGUCACCAUGUUCUUUGGACCAGGUAUGUACACGUACCUCCAGCCUCCAGGCAACAACACCCAGUCCAAGUUCCUCUCCUUCUUCUACUGUGUCGUCACACCAAUGCUCAAUCCACUCAUCUACACUCUGAGAAACAAGGAUGUGAAAGAAGCAUGGAGGAGGAUCCUAUCCUCCCAGGGAAGGGGGAAGUCUUUGAAAGCCAGAUGA